ACGCCAAAAGUCGGUGGUUCUAUAAAGGUUACUCUCCCCACAAGUCACUCGAUGCGUUCUGAAGGCGGUCGUUGAAUAAAACAGCAGACUCGGCAAAUUAAAUUUGCUGAUAACGCAAACAAGUGGCAAUAAUAAAGAGAAAAAUAAACGGGCUAAAAGGUUCGAAAGGCCGAAAAAGUGAAAGCCAAUUCAGUAGUAAAACCAGUGCAAAGUCAAAAACUUGUGGGAGUCGAGUGCUCGUCGUCCUCGAGUCCUUGAGUCCUGCCAGUGGUGGUGGUGUGCCAAGUGUAUUAAGUGUGCAAAGUGUGCCAGGUGUGCUAGUGCGUCCGUGGAUACCAGAUACCAGAUACCAGAUAACGGAUAACGGAUACCGGAGAAGCCACAACGUCGUCCAUAAAACCAUCGACGUCGACUGCCGCCGCCGCCGCUGCUGCUGCUGCUGCCGCUGCAGGAUCGGGAUCGGGAGCGGGACCAGCAUCGGGAUCAGGAACUGCUCCAUCAGGCCACCAAAGGAGCGGCGCACGCAGCGGCCAGCGACGUCGCAGUAGCAGCAGUAAUCCACACGCCGGCACAACGAAAGCGACCAGUGGCAGCGGUGGAGCUGGCAGCGCCGGCGGAGGAGGAGGCGGUGGCGGUGGAGGCGGGGUCAAGCAGAGCGUCAGCCGGAACAGCAAUAUCCGGAGCAGCAGCUCCAACAGCACCAUGGCCUCGGCCAAUCACCGGGGUGGCGGCGGGCGCGGAGGUGGAGGCGCCGUCGCCGGAGCCGGCGCUGAUGGUAACGCGAUCGUCGGACUGCAGAUCGGCUCCGCCUGGUUUCAGCGCAAGAUCAACCUGAGGCCGCAGCACCGCGGCGUCCACCUGGUCACCGAGGAGAUCCUCCGACAGAUGCCAGAGCUGGCGCACUUCUCCGUGGGACUAUGUCACAUGCAAAUUCUUCACACCUCGGCGAGUUUAGCGUUAAACGAAAGCUGGGAUCCAGACGUCAGAGACGACAUGGAGAUGAUGUUGAAUAAAAUAGUUCCCGAAGGCUUGCCCUACAGGCAUUCGUGUGAGGGUCCCGACGAUAUGCCCGCGCACGUGAAGGCCUGUUUCCUGGGCAGCUCCCUGACAAUCCCGAUAACCGAUGGCAAACUGUCGCUGGGCACGUGGCAGGGCGUCUGGCUGUGCGAGCACCGUGACCAGGCGGGAUCCAGGAAGCUGGUGAUCACGCUGACCGGAUGUCCGCGCGAACAGGCCCGCAGUCCGCUGUCACCCGUCUCGCCGAUCGCCAGCACGUCCAGUUAGGGGCGGCCUCGCUCCACCCGCGACAGCCGGUAAUCGCGGGGGAGCGACAAUAAUGCCAUCAUUUCGUCGAGGCGGCUGAUACUGCAGAAGAACUUGGCUAAGGCGACGGCCCAGCAGCGGGCGGCGGCGGUGAUUGCCGCCGGCAGGGGAGGAUUGGGUGGGCGCAUUGGACAGCAGGAUGCACUGGCGCCACCCAGCAUUCCCGGAUUUGUGGAGACGAAGACCGGCCGCCUGCUGCUCCGCCAGCAGCUGCAUCUCAAUCUCAACCUGAACGUGCAGGAAACGCUGCGCGAUGGCGUCGAUAUCGAUGAUGUGGACGAGGAUGUCGACGAGGACGAGGACGAGAAUCUAGAAACCGUCACAACAGUGCCUCUUAACAAUGAACAACUUAAUGCUAAGGUCACAACCACAACCACAUCCAGUUCAUCAGCAGCGAGCAGUGCGUUAGCUAAAUUCAAUCGCAUCAUUGACUCCACUCUGGAGCGGCCAGCGGAUUAUGCCACCAGUCUGCCCAAGUUGAGUAGCGCCACCUUGCAGCAGCGCUUCAACCUGGCCUAUCCGGAGUUGGUGACCCAACAGCAACAGCAACAGCAGUUGCAGCCACAUCAGCAACAUCAGCAACAGUAUAGUUUAGAACAGCAAAUUGGUAUGGGUCACCAGCAACAGCAGCAACAGCAGCAGCAGCAACAUCUGCAGCUGCAACAGCAGCAGCAACAUGAUGCGACCAAGCAGAUCAGCAGCCUCCAGGGGAACCCCAGAUUGGAUCGUGGAACGGGCGCCGUUGCCAACAGCACUCCAUUAACACUACAAGCACCCAAAACUGCAGCAACGGCGACGGAGGAGCAACAACAGCUGGAUCCGGGGAAUCCCCAAGGCGACGAAGACGACGUCGUCGAAGAAGAUGAUCAUCCCCACCACGACGAGGAUAAUCAAACGAAACGAAAUGAUGUGCAUUAUUUGUUGAAACAGUUGAAUAGUUUUAGUGAUAUAGAAGAAAUAGAAAUUGUUGAUAUGAAGCAAAGAGGUCAGCGUCCGCCGAUGGCGUCCAGUUCGUUGGCAACAAUGAUGCCGCCGCCAUCGCCGGCCCCUCUGGCCUCGCCAUCCACGCAGUCCCAUCGACUGGGUCCGCGGUUCGCCUCCUUGGGCGCCUCCAUGGGCGAGGAUAGCUCGCUGCUCCUGCCGCACCAGCAGCACCAGUUCGACGACUACCUGUUCGAGUCCUGCCACUACCUGGAGACAAACUACUUUGCCGCCACCUACCGCACUGCCAUGGUCGAGAGCAGCUCCCACGAGUUCCGGCCCUCGACCAACAGCAGCUCGAACAGCUUCGAGCUACACGAGAUGGAGCCGCCCAGUGUUAUCUGCAAGGCGGGAGCACCCGCUCCAUCACCCCUGGUCACCAGACAUCCCGGUCAUCCUGGUCAUCCCCCGCCGCGGUACCAAUUCGAGUAUCAGGCGGAGACCCGACUGACCACCAGUGGCGUGCAGACAGAGCUCACCGUCGAAUCGCUGGCCAAGAUGAGCAACUGCAGCGCGAGCAGCUCCUCCUCCCAGUCGACAAGGGCUCCCCCCUUCUUCCGGUGCUGCUACACGCCCAUCGAUCGCUGGCGGGAAAGGAGGCAGCAGCAGAAGAGCUCCCCCGCCGCCCAGCCGCCCAAGGACGUCUGACACUGGGCGUGGCAGUCCACUCGGAGAUCCAACAUGUGCCUGGCUAAUUUACAUCGGGGAUGCAAGCCGGGGAAAACUGGGAUGGGUUCGCAACUUACAGACAUGGUUCGGUUCAUUUAGUUAUUAUUAUAUAUUAUUUCGGAAAAAUUCAACAACUAAUUUAAACCCCUUUUGAAUUCCAGUCAAGUAGUUCCAACUAAUAUUUUACAAAUUUAAAUUAAAAUCUGUAGACAUAGUUAAAACCUAAAACCUUUUUCUUUAAUUCCAAAAAAUUAAUUUUAAGAUUAUAAAUAUUUUUGAUUCUUGGCCAAAUAACAUAAUCUUAUAUUAAUAUUAAUAUCUGUAAUAUAUAUUCAUUCACUACUAAUUUGCUUUAUUUAUCAAUUUAUCUUUUUAAUCUUUUCAAUUAACAAGAUUUUAUUACUUUAAAACCAAGAUCGAAAUGAACUGAACCAAUAGCCUUUAUAAAAUGACAAAAUUAAAACUAAAACGGUUUGCAUCCCUGUUAUUUUGGUCGCUGUUCUCAUUUGCGAUAUCAACAAGAGAUUCCAUUUCGAUCGACAGUCGAUACACGAAUCAUGAAUCCCUAAUCAUGCGAAGAAACUUCAUUAUUGUACAAUUUAUAUAUGCUAAAACGUAAACAAGAAAUGUUAGUCAACCAUUUUUUAUGUACACACCAGCAACACACACAGACACUCGCACAUUUUUGCAAUACACCAAAGUAAAUGAUUUGGAAAUUUGUAUAAAUAUAUGAGAGUUGUUAAAUGUUUAGCAGAAAACUUUGAUUUCUGCCAAACUACUUAUUCCAAUUGAAUUUAACACUUUUCCGGGACCUUGAGACGCCCUUCUAUUGGCAAUUAGCUAAAUUCUCUGCUAAGCAUUUAAGCAUUAAGCUAGACUCAACCUAGACCUAAAGUUGUAUUCGAAAAUGUUUCAACAGAGGAAAAUAUUGUUAAAAUUUAUUGAAAACGUAGUCAAGGACGAGGGCAGGGGACGACGCGAGAGCUUGUAUAGUAAGUUGAUAAAUAAAGUAAUUGAGAAUCAUGUUGAUAGGGGUCACAUCAAAUAGAUGAAAGCCGCGCACGCCGGCACUUUUGUUCUUUUUUAGAUUCUAGAUUCUAGAUUUCUUUUGCUUUACCUGGUCCGUUGGUCUGUCUAUAAAUUCAGCAUUCAACUUAGGAAAUUAUCAGCGUGCGCGUGCGUUCACCAAUCCCCAAAAACGGAUAGAAAAAAAAAAAAACAAAAAACAAAAGCAAUUGUUAAUGCGUUAAGACACUAUUCUGUUGACCAAUCAUUUAACCACUGGUUUUCUCGUUUCGUUUCGAAAGUUAGAAGCUUUUAAGGAAUUGUUGUUAGAGCACAAGAGAUACUGGCUAUACAAGCAAACCAAAAAGAUACGAAACUAUCCAACUCUUAAACCAACCAAGAGCAAUAUUAGUUUUAAAUCAGUUCGGAUUUGUCAAUUUUGUUGAGAACAUAUGCAAGUAAAAUACAAAUACAUCAAAUAUAUCACUAACUUGAAUAAGCCUUGAGAUCACGCUUUGGUUUUUCGGAAAAUAAAUAUAUAUACGCAAUUGGAACACCA
Messenger RNA from Drosophila elegans, 4537 nucleotides. RefSeq lists its product as uncharacterized. The transcript is spliced from 6 exons. NCBI's taxonomy places the organism in Eukaryota, Metazoa, Arthropoda, Insecta, Diptera, Drosophilidae. The record is from RefSeq and is a predicted model, not a curated record.